Molecule: messenger RNA, 2037 nt
Organism: Podarcis raffonei (Aeolian wall lizard)
Lineage: Eukaryota; Metazoa; Chordata; Lepidosauria; Squamata; Lacertidae
Product: zinc finger protein 227-like
Exons: 1
Coding region: 41-1372 (443 amino acids)
Biological process (GO): regulation of transcription by RNA polymerase II
Molecular function (GO): RNA polymerase II cis-regulatory region sequence-specific DNA binding; DNA-binding transcription factor activity
Source: RefSeq, a predicted model, not a curated record
ACAUCAACAAACUCGUAAGGGGGGGAAACCAAUUAAAUGUAUGGAGUGUGGAAAGAGCUUCAGUCAGCGUGGAGCACUUAGAAUCCAUCAAAGAAUUCACACAAGGGAGAAACCAUUUAAAUGUGUUGAGUGUGGAAAGAGCUUCAGUCAAAGUGGACACCUUAGAACACACCAGCGAAUUCACACGGGAGAAAAACCAUUCAAAUGUAUGGAGUGUGGAAAGAGCUUUGUCCAUAAUGGAAGCCUAAGAACACAUCAGCGAACUCAUACAGGAGAGAAACCAUUUAAAUGUAUGGAGUGUGGAAACAGCUUCAAUCAAAGUGAAUAUCUUAGACUGCACCAAAGAACUCACACGGGGGAGAAACCAUUUAAAUGUGUUGAGUGCGGAAAGAGCUUCAGUCAAAUUGGAAAUUAUAGAAUACAUCAGAAAACUCACACAGGGGAGAAACCAUUUAAAUGUAUGGAAUGUGGAAAGAGCUUUGGUCGUAGGGACGCCCUUACAAUACAUCAGCGAACUCACACAGGGAUGAAACCAUUUAAAUGUAUGGAAUGUGGAAAGAACUUCAGUCAAAGUGGAAACCUUAGAACACAUCAGAAAACUCACACAGGGGAGAAACCAUUCCAUUGUAUGGAGUGUGGAAAGAGCUUCCAUCAAAGUGGGCCCCUUCAAAUACAUCAGCAAACUCACACAGGGGAGAAACCAUUUAAAUGUAUGGAAUGUGGAAAGAGCUUCAGUCAAAGUGGAAACCUUAGUACACAUCAGAAAACUCACACAGGGGAGAAAUCAUUUAAAUGUACGGAGUGUGGAAAGAGCUUCAAUCGAAGUGGAUACCUUAGACUGCACCAAAGAACUCACACAGGGGAGAACCCGUAUAACUGUAUAGAGUGUGGAAAGAGCUUCAGUCAAAUUGGAAAUUAUAGAAUACACCAAAGAACUCACACAGGGGAGAAACCAUUUAAAUGUAUGGAGUGUGGAAAGAGUUUUCAUCAUAGUCUAACCUUUAGAAUACAUCAGCGAACUCACACAGGGGAGAAACCAUAUAAAUGUAUGGAGUGUGGAAAGAGCUUCACUUCAACCAAAAACCUUAGACUGCACCAAAGAACUCACACAGGGGAGAACCCAUAUAACUGUAUAGACUGUGGAAAGAGCUUCAGUCAAAGUGGAAAUUAUAAAAGCCACCAAAGAACUCACACAGGGGAGAAACCUUUUAAAUGUAUGGAGUGUGGAAAGAGCUUCCGUAAUGGUGGAACCCUUAGAAGCCAUCUACAGACUCACACAAAGGAGAAACCAUUUAAAUGUAUGGAAUGUGGAAAGCUCUUCAGUCAAAGUGGAAACCUUAAGAGACAUCAGCAAACUCACACCAGAGAAUAACCAUUUAAAUGUAAGGAGUGUGGAAAGAGCCUCGGUCAAAGCGGACAUUUUAAAGACCCCAGAGAACAUUCACAGCGGGGGGGGGAGCAUUUAAAUGUGAGGAUUGUGUGUGCAAAGAGCUUUACUGAUAGUGAGAAAUCAUUUAAAUAUAUGGAAUGUGGAAAGGGCUUCAGUCAGUGUGGAAGGACAUAAAUCAGCGAGAAAUCAUUUAAAUAUAUGGAGUGUUUAAAGAGCUUCAAUCAGAGUGAAAACUGUGCAAAACAGUAGUGAACUCGCAUAGGAAGAAACCAUUUAAAUGCAUGGAGUGUGGAAGGAGCUUCAGUUGGAGUGCAGAUCUUAAUAUCCAUCAGCCGCUAGAUACAUAGAGUAUAUGUGAAGUUCUGGUGUCUGCAUGUAAAUUUGUAGCCAUGUAAUCAAGUAAUGAUUUCUCACAAUAGUAAAUGCAAUAUCAUAUGUCAUGAACUGUUUGCAGUUUGCAGAGAGCGUGCACCUGCAAUGCUGGUGGUCAAUGUUGAUGCUCUUUGAGUCGGCUGAAGUUCAGUCUUUGGUAGAGGGAGUUGGAAAUGUUGGUGUUUUGGGAUUGCUAAUAGAGCAUUGUGGAAAUUACAGGGUGAAAGUUGUGAUGCUUUGGAAGCAGGGUUCGUUAUAUUAGUAGUAUACGAACA